AUGCAAAAACUGACGGAGCGCAUAGACGACCUGAAGCAAAGAAUAGCUGCUUGGGGAAAGCGAAUUCGGCGAUAUACCGAGAGGUCGACACGGUUCAACCAGAAUCGUCUCUUCCAGAGUGAUCAGAAGAGGCUCUAUAAAUCAGGAAUCAUUGGAGCGACCAAUAGUAAGUGGAACGGGCCCUGCACCAAAUCAGGCCGACAUGGUCGCAUUCUGGCGCAGCCUGUGGUCAGAGCCCGUAAACCACAACGACGGCGCUUGGACGGAAGUUGUGGCGAGUCAGUGUGCGAGUAUUACGCCCAUGGACCCCGUCAUCAUAACGCCGGAUGA
This is a messenger RNA of Parnassius apollo (apollo), 330 nucleotides long. Lineage: Eukaryota; Metazoa; Arthropoda; Insecta; Lepidoptera; Papilionidae. The record is from the annotation of a GenBank genome assembly.